CUCCACGCAGCGCCGGCGUUCUGGAGGAGCCACACAGCGACUCACCACGCUAACAAUUUUCUGUCAGGCCUGGAGGAGCGUCUUGAUAGCGUACCAACCCUUCUCACACAGCACAGCCUUUGCUACUUGACACUGCAAGAUGGAAGGCGUGGCGGCGGUAUUGGCAGUGGCAACGCGUUACUCAGGCCCCUUGCUCACCGUCUUGGUCUUCUUGCAGUUUCCGCGCCUCACCCUGACCAACACCGAGGAAUCAGAGGGCGUCAGUUACCGCCUGUCCCCGCAGCGUACCACGGUCAAUGGCAGCUUCGUGGUGGCGGAGGGGCUGCAGACGCCGCGGGAGGAACUGACGGCGUGUGUGUGGGCGCGGGUGACUUACUUUAGGCGGCCGUCCAUAGCACUGAGUAUGGGCAGCAGAGACGCCACCAUCGGAGACAUCAGCGUGGGUGUGGUGCCGCGGGGGGUGAUGCUGCGCCAGGGACGCUCCGUGUGGAUGGCGGCGGCAGCGGUGGUGCCACUCUCCUGGUACCACUUCUGCCUCGCCCUCACGCCGCGGAGAGUCACGCUUUACCUAGACGCUCGCCGCCUCCUCCAGGUGAAGCCCAACACAGACUUGUUCAAGGGCGAACUGCGGGCGGUGAUGGGGGGCGGCGUGAUGUGGCCGGACAUUUCCCCGCUCACCUUCACGUUCAAGGGGCCGACGGAUGAUGACUGGGAGGCGCUACGCGCCACUCAGGCCAUCAACACGGUGGUCGGCUCCUUCGCCGGUGACCUGCUGUCGCCCGAGGUAUGGAAUGCUGAGCUCAAAGAGCAGCAAGUGGAUCAACUCUUGUCUUGCAGCGUCCUGAGCAACUCACCGCGGCUGCGGCCCGUCACCUGGCAGACCAUAGGCGCAAACAUCGAGCAGUCUAUGGUGAACAACAGUGAUCCCUGCGAGAGGCGGCGCUUCGAUUAUCUCUUGUUUCCGGAGCCCAUGAAUUACGAAGAAAACUAUCAGCUUUGUGUUAAACUCGACAUGGAAAUGAUAAGGCCGCGUAAAGGGCUGGACUACGACAGAGUGUUUGCCGAGGCGAUGGGCUACUCGGCGUGUGCAGGUACAGGUCCAGGAAACAGACGGGUUUUGUGGUUGGCCAGGACCGACAACACGUGUCCUGCUCUGACGAAAUCUGGCCAGGAGUCUGCCCCGUGCACUUCCCGCCUGUGUGGGGGUUGCCAGCUGCAGCCGCAGCGGCGGCGGAUGUUCAUUAUGCGGGGCCUGUGUCCUCUGCCUAAUGCAGACUUCGCUUUUGUCGCGACCUCCAGAGACUCUGCCAAACCUUAUUUCCAGGGCGUUGAGCGAUACAGCAUUGGCACCUCCAAGGACGCGUGGGAACUGCGUGAUGAGGUGGAGGGUCAAGUGUUGGCAACCACCAAGGAGAGUGACCCGAUGGGCGCCCGUCAGUGGCAACUGAACUCGGGUGUGUGCGGGGCCGUGGAGCAGCAGAUGGUGAAUGUGUCGCUCAGUUCGUGCGGGAAGGAACAGACGCUGUGUCGGACAGGCAUGUGCAUCCCUCUCGAUAGGCGCUGUGACGGCUACCCGGACUGUCCCGGUGGCUUCGAUGAGGAGGGAUGCCAGCCGGUUCGCAUGUCCCAAGACUACCUGGUGAAUUCACCGCCACCUAAUCCACCGACGAUGAUUGACUUGAAGGUGCAGAUGACCCAGGUGUUGUCGACGGAGCCGCUCACGAUACUCAUCAACACGAAGCUCACUUGGCGGGACCCGCGCCUUACCUUCGCUAACUUGCUCAACAACGAGGACAUACCAGUGUCACUCACGCCCCUCAUUUGGCGGCCGCGGCUCAUAGUGCUGAAGGAGGGUACUGCCUCGCCCGCGGACCUGACCAGCAUGUCACAAGACUCGGCGGGGGAGGAAAGAGAGGAGAGCCUGUCACUCACUGCCACCACCACCUCCUCCCCCGUGCCCGACACCCGCGCCACUCCGUCCAUAGAUACACUCUUUCCCGGCGCCAACACCUCCAUAUCCCUGACGCAGUACUUCCGGAAGCCUCUCAACUGCUUCUUCGACUUGAGCUUCUAUCCGUUUGACGUGCAUGUGUGUGAGUUGCCCAUGAUGCUGCUGCCCCACGAGGCCCGCCACACGCGCCUCAUCACCGGCACCAACAGCGCCAAGUUUACUGGACUCAAGGGACUCGCCUAUUUCGAGAUUGAGGAGUUUAACAUCAAGAUUCAGGACGCGCAGCUGGGUGGCCGCCAGUACAGCGGCGUGGUGCUGCAGGUGCGACUGGCGCGCCGGUCUGCCUUCACCGUGCUGGCGGUGUACUUGCCCUCCUUCGUCCUCCUGGUGGUGAGCACGGGGUCUCUGUGGGUGUCGCACACCUCGCCUGCCCGCCUGGUGCUGAGUUGCGGCGUGGUGGGCGCCUUCCUCAUGCUGUGGGUGAUCACCGCCCUCACCAGCCCCGCCUCGGGCAAAGUCAAGGCAAUCGACGCCUGGCUGUGCUUCUGCACCAUGCACGCUCUGCUGCACGUCAUGCUGCACGUGCUGCUCGAGGUGUUCGCAGAUGACAUUACAGUGCCGCCACUGUUCUCCAGGGUCGCGUCGCGCGCCGCCACGUCCCGCACCCGCGAGGUGAAGCCUAUCGACACCAACAUCUACGACAGCCUCAUGCUACGAGACACUGACGACGGCAAGACCUGGACCGUUAACUACUGGAUCUCCUUCAUCGCCAGGGUGGUCUCCCCCGCCCUCGUCUUCUUUUUCAAUGUCUCCUAUUGGCCAUUCGUGUUCUACUUCAGCACCGACUCUUUGACGUAAUGGCGCCCACUCCACCAGUCUGCACUGCUCUCAGGGUGUUUCCAUCACACACACACACACACACACACACACAAGCUCUUGUUUAUAAUUACAUUUCAUAAACCGUAACGUGCACCACAUAUUCGAACGUUGUGUCGUGGGUCCAACACACACCGUGUAUGUCGGUUAUUUUUGGGAUCCGCUACUCAGGUACCGCUGGAAGAAUGAGUGUUUCCUUGAGUCCCCAGUGCCACACUUGUCACUACUUAAAUCGCAAUCUGCCGUCCCCCUCCUCAUCUCUCUUGAGCUGCGCCUCCAUGCGGGAUUUGGACACAGUCUUCUAAACAACUAUAUCAUCACUACAUCUCCGCCUUUUCUGAUUAUACAACAGAACUGCUCGCUGUGCUGAUACAGUUUGCCUUGCUGUUGACCCGAGACAGUUUUUUCAUAAACAAAUGUGGUAUGACAUAAAUGCGUAAACAAUGGAGAAAUAUAUUUGCCAACUUACACAUGUAAGAAAAAAAAAGUAAAAAAAAACUCAUAAAAGGGGAAAAAAAAACGGAGCUUCCAAGAUUAACCCCAUGAAUUUAUCUAAAUCCUAAGAGUUCCUCAUGUUAUUCACAUCAGCUGGAGACGAGUUACGACAUGUGUACUUAUAUUCAGAGACAGAUAGAGGGUUGUCCACCAGGCAGCUCAAGUUUCCCUUCAGAUCCGGUUCAGUUCGUCAGGAAUCUGGCGAAAACUUUUUACCCUCAUUUUCUUUUCUUUUCUUUCCUUUCUUCUCAU
Messenger RNA from Scylla paramamosain (green mud crab), 3574 nucleotides. RefSeq lists its product as uncharacterized. NCBI's taxonomy places the organism in Eukaryota, Metazoa, Arthropoda, Malacostraca, Decapoda, Portunidae. The transcript has 6 exons. Gene Ontology annotation, biological process: chemical synaptic transmission; regulation of membrane potential; monoatomic ion transmembrane transport. Gene Ontology annotation, molecular function: neurotransmitter receptor activity; protein binding; extracellular ligand-gated monoatomic ion channel activity. The record is from RefSeq and is a predicted model, not a curated record. Gene Ontology annotation, cellular component: neuron projection; plasma membrane; synapse. Bases 140 to 2809 code for a protein of 889 amino acids.